This is a messenger RNA of Caenorhabditis angaria, 1380 nucleotides long. The record is from the annotation of a GenBank genome assembly. NCBI's taxonomy places the organism in Eukaryota, Metazoa, Nematoda, Chromadorea, Rhabditida, Rhabditidae.
AUGAAGAAAAACAACCAGAAAUGCAUGUCUUAUCACGGAACUGGAGAGAAGGAUGAAUGGGAAACUUCGAGUGGAAGUUCUGUAGAAGAAGAGGAGCGCUGGAAAUUGAAGCCUGAUGUUCUGGAAGAAAUUGCGAAGAAGGAGGCGGAGAUGGCUGGAAAUAUGAAGAUCGAAUUGGAAAACAAAACGAUUUGUGAAGCAGGUUCGAGUUCUGAUACGAUUGUUGAAGUGGAAACUCCUGGGGAUUCGAAUUCUGGAGAAAUUAUCACCGCAAAACUCGAAGUUUCUGCGAAUUCUGAAAAUAUGAAGAUUGAGUUGGAAAAUAGAGAAGAAUCUGGAGAAAUUUCGAAUUCUGAACAAGAAGAUCCAGCUGAAAAUCUCGAAGUUACUGAAACUCUUGGAAAUAUGAUUGUUGAAAUGGAAAUUUCUGUAGAAGAUCAAGCUGAACAAGUUUUGGAUGUUCUUGAAAAUAUAAUAGUAGAUGUUGAAAUCGCAUCGAAGCUGGAAAACCCAGAAAGCUCGGAUCAAUUUGAAAACGAAAAUUUGGAGGUUGCUCAAGAAGCUUGUCUUGAAUCUGAAAACAUCGAAACCGAGCUGGAAAAUAAAGAAACCUCUGAAGAAGCUUCAACUUCUCAAAAAGACUCGAACUCUCCUCGAGAGCUCAUCACUUCAGCUGAACCUUCAUCUUCUGCCGAAUAUAAAACAUCUAUUGAUGGUUUAAUUAAAGAUAAAGAAGAUUUGGAGGUUCCGGUGAGUCAAUUUUUGUCCUAAGAUUUAUCAUAAUAAAACUUUUUUCAGGAAGUCUGGCGUCCAGAAUCGAAAAACCGCGAAUUAUUCUUCAAACGCUGCAAGAUUCUCGAAAAACACGUGGAAUCGCUUGAAAAACAAAAAGCUAAAAAUGAAGCGAUGGCUGAGCAAUUGGUCGACGAAUUCUGUGACUUCGUAAACGGUUUUGUUGAAAAAAUUUCGAAGACUGAAAAAGUCGAGAAGAAAGAGGACCCAAGGAAGUUCCAGUCAUGGUGUUUUACGGGCGAUUUGGAGGUGAAAUCGACGGAAUUUUAUAAUUGGAAGAAUGCGUUUUGCCGAGAACUUAUUGAGGUAUUUUUUUUAGAACAACCCUAGAAAAUUCUGAAUUUAGAUCUAAUAAAAAAACGGCCAAACCCAUUUUUUUUGCAGAACGAGCUCGAAAUGCGAACCGCCGAAAUCUUCGACUUCCUCAGCAAUCUCUACAGAAAAUUCGAGCCGCGAUAUGGUCAACAUUUGAGUCUCUCCAAAAUCGCCGCAGUAAUAGACACUCUAACAAUCAACGAAAUGUGCCGAAAAUCGGCAAUCCAGAAAUUCGAGCGACAUUUCCGUGUCAAGAUUCCAGUGCGAGUUUGA